Monoraphidium neglectum is the source of this 153-nucleotide messenger RNA. RefSeq lists its product as hypothetical. The annotation marks the transcript as partial. The record is from RefSeq and is a predicted model, not a curated record. The transcript has a single exon. Lineage: Eukaryota; Viridiplantae; Chlorophyta; Chlorophyceae; Sphaeropleales; Selenastraceae.
GUCAUCAACGAGGUCAUGCUGGCAGACCAGCCCACCAAGCAGUUCGUGAAGCCCGAGGACCUGGCGGCCAUGGUGGUGCACCUCUGCGGGCCCCACUCCGGCUCCAUCACGGGCGCAUGCAUCUCCGUGGACGGCGGGUGGACCGCCCGGUGA